GUCACUGCAGGCGCCCAGGCACCACCCUUUAUGCUAAGUAUCGUUGGCAUUCGGUCAAUUUCGUCGCUGCUUGUAGUCUACGACCUCUGUUCAUUCACAAGCGUGCUAUAGGCGUCAGGCGCAAACGCAACAUCACCAUCUCUUCCUGUAUUGCUCUUUCCACUGUCUGCGCCGCAUCUCUCACACAAUAAUACUAAUAAUACAGCGACCGUCAUUGUGACAAGUCGCAAACACCUCUUCUAAGAUGGUCACUCACACCCAGAAAGAGUCCACUGUCUCGCCGACUGGGAUGGUGAUCAAUGAGCCCACAUUUCCAGAUAUUGCCGGCGGUUCAGCACCACGGAAGGGAAGCACAACAAUCAACUUCCCUACAUCAGCAGAUCCCACACCUGCAUACAUCUUUCAACAUGACCUCACACGGUCUGAAGCAACAGAACAGCCCUCUAAGACAGAGACACAGCAAGCCUUAGCACCACGACAUCUACAAGAACGAUCUGCGACAGAACAACCGAAGCCCUCGACCAAACACUCCCUAUUCAGAAACAAAUCAGCCCCUCGAAAACAACGACCUGCCCCAAUCCAGCGACAAACGACCAUAACCUUCGACCAUACUUCCUCAGACUCAGACUCCUCCGAAGAUGAGCAGUUCCUAGCCAACAGCACCAGCCGUGAUGAGAUAGUACAAAGGGAAGAGUCUCGAACUCGUUUGCGAAGCAAACAACGGUCGUCUACCAUGAACCCCUUCGCGAGAUUCAAAGUCUCAAACGAGCACUUCCAGACCAAGGGAUCUGUAAAGGGCGAUGGACGUCUGAAGCUCAGCAUAUUGGAGGAGGAUAUGGGUAGCGGGUAUAUUGCAAAGGCGUUAGGCGCUGUAUUGCCCAAGCAUGGGAAGGACGACGAGCACCAGAGCGUACAGUCCUACGAUGCUCGAGCGGGCAACGCUGAGAAGAUUGCGCCAGAAGAAGACGAAAUGGAGCACGACCCAUCGCGGCGUGUCAAACUCAACAUUGUCAUCAUCAUCAUCGGCUCAAGAGGAGAUAUUCAGCCGUUCAUACGCAUUGGCAAGAUCUUGAAGGAGGACUAUGGGCACCGUGUCCGUAUCGCUACUCACCCAGCAUUCAAGGAUUUCGUACAGAAAGACUCUGGCUUGGAGUUCUUCUCUGUGGGAGGUAACCCAGCUGAGCUAAUGGCCUUCAUGGUGAAGAACCCGGGUUUGAUCCCAAAUAUCGAUACAAUCAAGGGCGGCGAAAUCGGUCGACGCAGAGCUCAGAUGUAUGAGAUGUUUCAGGGCAUGUGGCGUGCCUGUAUCAACGCUACGGACGACGAGACCGAUCACAUGAACGCUAAGAUGAUGGGAGAUAGGGCACCCUUCGUCGCGGAUGCCAUCAUUGCAAAUCCGCCUAGUUUCGCACCUGCACACAUCGCCGAGAAGCUGGGCAUACCACUCCACAUGAUGUUUACGUUUCCAUAUACACCCACUGUACAAUUCCCACAUCCACUUGCAAACAUCAAAGUCAGCAACGUCGAGCCCUCAUACAGCAACUUCAUGUCAUAUCCUCUUGUCGAGAUGAUGAUGUGGCAAGGUCUUGGAGAUCUUAUCAAUCGCUUUCGGACUCAGAUACUGCAUUUGGAGGACAUCAGUACGCUCUGGGCGCCCGGACAGCUGUAUCGAUUGAAAGUGCCCUAUACGUACAUGUGGUCUCCGGGUAUUAUCCCCAAACCCAAGGAUUGGGGGCCAGAGAUUGAUGUUACUGGUUUUGUCUUCUUGGACCUCGCAUCGAACUUCACACCUCCAGAUGACCUGAAGAAAUUCCUGGAUGAUGGCGAACCUCCAGUGUACAUCGGCUUUGGCUCCAUCGUGGUUGACAAUCCUGAUCAGUUUACAAAGUUGAUCUUCAAAGCAAUCAAGAUGGCCGGUGUGCGCGCGUUAGUCUCGAAGGGCUGGGGCGGCUUUGGAUCGAAUGCGGAUUGCCCAGACAAUGUCUUCAUGCUCGAAAACACUCCACACGACUGGCUGUUCCCGAGGUGUAAAGCUGUCGUUCAUCACGGAGGAGCGGGUACUUGCGCUAUUGGUCUCAAAUGUGCAAAGCCGACGAUGAUCGUUCCCUUCUUUGGUGACCAGCCGUUCUGGGGCGCCAUGGUAAGCAAAGCCAAGGCAGGAGCGCACGAGUGCAUACCUUACAAGAAUCUAACGGCGGAGCGGUUGGCUAAGGGCAUCAAAGAAUGUCUUACAGAAGAGGCCCAGAAGAACGUACAGAAAAUCGCAGACAGCAUUGAGGCUGAGGGUGACGGAGCCUUGAAUGCGGUACGAUCGUUUCAUCGAAGCCUGCCACUGCACGGUGAGGGUAGUAUGCGCUGCGACUUCCUGGACAACCGCGCGGCGGCGUGGAAGAUCAAGAACACCAACGUCAAACUUUCUGCUCUUGCAGCUGAGAUCCUAGUCAACAAGAAAAAGCUUAAGUGGAACGAACUUCGACUGAUCCGGCACUACGAAUGGAACGACUUCGGCGGUCCAGGCGAGCCGGUCACAGGACUCUGGGGCAGUAUCUACACGACCUUUACUGACGCGGCACUGGGCGUGGGCUCUGUUCCCGUAGAAAUGGGCAGGAGCUUGAAGAAACGUGAGAAGCUUUGGGAGAAGAAACGGCAGCACCAGAAGAAGAUGCAACAGAAGAAAGAGACCUUGCCAAGGGCGAAUGCUGAUCUGGAGAAGGAGAAGGCGACUUCUGCCGAGGAACACGUUGCUAAGAAAGAGCAGCAGCAGCAAAACGGCGGCAGGCCCGAGCCGGAACGCGAAGAGUCUACUUUAUCGAAGCUUACCGAACCGGAAGAAACACUGAACAAAGAGUUUGCACACGAGGCAGCCUUUGGCUUCAGAAAAACCGGCCACGCGCUUGCACGCUUCCCUCUGAACAUCACCCUCGCCCUCACACAAGGCUUCCAUAACGCACCUCGACUUUACGGAGAUGAGACCGUUCGACGUCCACCUCGAGUCACAGGCAUACACUCUGGUCUUCGCGCUGGUCGCGAUGAGCUAGUAUACGGUGUCACGGAUGGUGUCACUGGUAUCGUCACACAGCCGAUCCGCGGCGCGAAAGAACAUGGUGUUAUGGGUGCUGUGCGAGGUGUAGGCUUCGGUAUCGGUGGCUUUGUCCUAAAAGACAUUGCAGCUUUGCUCGGACCAACAGCGUAUCUCAUGAAAGGUCUCGAUGCUGAGUACAUGAAGAAGUACCAACCAACCAUCUUCAUUCGGAGAGGCCGAAUAGCACAAGGCCAGCUGGAAUUGCAGCAGCUUGAGCACAAGACUGGCGUCACACACAUUCGAGAAGCAGAAGGCAAAGAUGCCGAACUCAAAGAGAACCGAGAUGAGGUCCAAGACAAUGUCGCCAUCAGAUGGGCCGCGCUCAAGCAAGCUAUUGCCGAAGAAAAGAAGCACAACAAACAAGGCAUCAUCGCCUCCCUCACCGGCAGAAGCGAAAAGAAAGCAGGUACAAUGGUCCCACGCAAGAGCACUUCCGUCAAGAAACCUGCAAACCGACCACAGUCAAGAUCAGCCACCACACCCGUUGCACAAACCGAACAGGAGUACAAAGGCCGAAACAGCAAAGAUUAUGACCAGAUCAAGAAGAGCUUCGACUCGCACCACCGACGAAGCGCUACACUUAAUCGCAGCAGCACUGAACCUCUCGCAAGGAAAAGCUGGGACGAUAGCAAUGCAAGGCCUGUGAAAGCUGAGAAGAAAGAGAAGCCGAGGAGUAUCUACGAGGAGCCGGGGUUCGAGGAGACGCACGUUUUAGGAAACGCGCACCUGAAGGAGCGUGCGGAGAGUGAUGAGUAUGAGAAGAGACAUGAUCCUGUACCCUGUGCCCCAGCGGCCGAAGCGGAUCCUAAGCAUGACUCAUCCGAGAAGGAGCGUAGCAGCCAGGCUUUGGCGCCCAGAGAGAGCAUGUCUGCGGACUCUAGCUCUGAGCGUACAAAGGUUGGUACUGAGGCGACGGAUUGGUUCAAAAUCAGGCAGGAGGCUGAGGGAAGGGAGGAUGGAGGCAGGACUUGGGUCGUUAACGCAUGAUCAACUGAUGCACGGAAUUUGGGACAUCGACAUGACUUGCAUAGCAUUGCGGCAUACAUAGCGUUAGAUCAGUU
Macroventuria anomochaeta is the source of this 4143-nucleotide messenger RNA. Its product is annotated as glycosyltransferase family 1 protein. Gene Ontology annotation, biological process: carbohydrate metabolic process. The record is from RefSeq and is a predicted model, not a curated record. Bases 245 to 4069 code for a protein of 1274 amino acids. The transcript is spliced from 3 exons. Gene Ontology annotation, molecular function: hexosyltransferase activity; UDP-glycosyltransferase activity. NCBI's taxonomy places the organism in Eukaryota, Fungi, Ascomycota, Dothideomycetes, Pleosporales, Didymellaceae.